AUGAGAAGCUUCAUGCAUGUCGCCCUGUAUAUGCUUGUGCUUAAUUUCUGCAUCUGCCUCAUAAGAGCCAAUGAGGAACAAGAUAACCCAAAUGUGCCCGUUGACGUGACACCGCAAAAUUCAAAUCUGAGGCACAGCAGUAAGGGCACCAAUAACUUAGGGAAAAAGAAAGCAGGCAAAAUAACAACCCAAGACAGUAUAUCCAAAAAGGGAUCAGCGGACAAUAGCAAAAUAAAGAAGUUUAAGAAAAUAUAUUAUAGCAUCCCCGAUUUUAAUAACAAGGAUAUAAGCAGCAUUGACAAGGGUCAUCAGAGCCUACCGAACCAAGGCACGAAAGUAACCCCACAAAAAGUAAUAAAUAAAAAGGAAAAGUGGGGAAAAAAAAGUAGUGAUGGUCAAACGAAUCCAAAAUGGAAGACACAGGUAUAUGAUAACAAUAGAUGGACGGGGAAGAGGAAUAAGGUUGUGGAACAGGGGGGGAAAUCAAAUAAAAAUGAAAAGAGUACACAACAAGCAAGUACAAUACAAGAAAAGGGUGUAACCAUGCCGAUAGGGGGAGAGCAGAUACAUGAGACAGGUGAAUUGCAUGUGCCAAAUGCAGAACAGGGAGUAGCACAAGUUGAUGUGAAUGGCCCCAAUGAAGGAGGCACGUCAGACAAGUCCAUCAAUUAUGGAAAAAACGAAUCUGAGAAUUCAAACCCACAAGUAACCCAUCAACAUGCUUUGCCAACGGAGAUGCCAAUCCAAAAGGGGGAAGGAACGACCCAGUGGAACACCAAAGGGAUAGAUGCACCAGGAUACUCGAAUGGUGUAGAACCCGUGGAGGGAUCGAAAACGCCAAUCACCACAUCGGGUCUUGAAAGCGAAUUGGAUCCUUCGCACAUUUCGGAGGGGGAUCCAAAACGGGAACAAGUAGAAGGAGGAAAGAGUGGAGAUAUGAAAAAUGAGACAUCAAAGGAAGAAAAAAAAUCUCCAAGUGGGAUAGAGGAGGAAGAGGAAGAAGAAGAAGUGGAAAUAGAAGAAAAAGGAGUUAAUCAGGAUGGAAAUAAAAAGGACGGCUCUUCAAAAAAAGACAUAGCACAACUCUUUCGUGAGCGUAUGGGCAUUGCGUCUUUAGUAGAAAACAUUAAGAGUAAUGACAAGUUACAAAAAAUGUCUGACGAUCUGGUGAAAUUUGCGGUCAAAGCAUAUGAUGGCUUUCUCGUGUUCAUCGAGCAAAUGAAGACUUUCGCGAACAACUUCAUGCAGAUUUUUCAUAACCUUUGA
Messenger RNA from Plasmodium fragile, 1266 nucleotides. RefSeq lists its product as uncharacterized. The coding region runs from base 1 to 1266 and encodes 421 amino acids. The record is from RefSeq and is a predicted model, not a curated record. The transcript has a single exon. Lineage: Eukaryota; Apicomplexa; Aconoidasida; Haemosporida; Plasmodiidae.